AUGACUAGUACUCUGAAUGAUGUGUGGGGAGCUUUUAGCGCCCGUAUUGCCAGCAGAAAAAGCAUCACUCAACUCGACUACCACCCACCCAGCUCGACUACCACCCACCCAGCUCGACUACCACCCACCCAGCUCGACUACCACCCACCCAGCUCGACUACCACCCACCCAGCUCGACUACCACCCACCCAGCUCGACUACCACCCACCCAGCUCGACUACCACCCACACAGCUCGACUACCACCCACCCAGCUCGACUACCACCCACCCAGCUCGACUACCACCCACCCAGCACGACUACCACCCACCCAGCUCGACUGCCACCCACCCAACUCGACUGCCACCCACCCAGCUCGACUACCACCCACCCAGCACGACUACCACCCACCCAGCUCGACUACCACCCACCCAGCUCGACUACCACCCACCCAGCUCAACUACCAUCCACCCAGCUCGACUACCACCCACCCAGCUCGACUACCACCCACCCAGCUCGACUACCACCCACCCAGCACGACUACCACCCACCCAGCACGACUACCACCCACCCAGCUCGACUACCACCCACCCAGCUCGACUACCACCCACCCAGCUCGACUACCACCCACCCAGCUCGACUACCACCCAACUCGACUACCACCCACCCAGCACGACUACCACCCACCCAGCUCGACUACCACCCACCCAGCUCGACUACCACCCACCCAGCACGACUACCACCCACCCAGCUCGACUACCACCCACCCAGCUCGACUACCACCCAACUCGACUACCACCCACCCAGCUCGACUACCACCCACCCAGCUCGACUACCACCCACACAGCUCGACUGCCACCCACCCAACUCGACUACCACCCACCCAGCUCGACUACCACCCACCCAGCACGACUGCCACCCACCCAGCUCGACUGCCACCCACCCAACUCGACUGCCACCCACCCAGCUCGACUGCCACCCACCCAGCUCGAGUGCCACCCACCCAACUCGACUACCACCCACCCAGCUCGACUACCACCCACCCAGCUCGACUACCACCCACCCAGCUCGACUACCACCCACCCAGCACGACUACCACCCACCCAGCUCGACUACCACCCACCCAGCACGACUACCACCCACCCAGCUCGACUACCACCCACCCAGCUCGACUACCACCCACACAGCUCGACUACCACCCACCCAGCUCGACUACCACCCACCCAGCACGACUACCACCCACCCAGCACGACUACCACCCACCCAGCUCGACUACCACCCACCCAGCUCGACUACCACCCACCCAGCUCGACUACCACCCACCCAGCUCGACUACCACCCACACAGCUCGACUACCACCCACACAGCUCGACUACCACCCACACAGCUCGACUACCACCCACACAGCUCGACUACCACCCACCCAGCUCGACUACCACCCACCCAGCUCGACUACCACCCACCCAGCACGACUACCACCCACCCAGCUCGACUACCACCCACCCAGCUCGACUACCACCCACCCAGCUCGACUACCACCCACCCAGCUCGACUACCACCCACCCAGCUCGACUACCACCCACCCAGCACGACUACCACCCACCCAGCUCGACUACCACCCACCCAGCUCGACUACCACCCACACAGCUCGACUACCACCCACCCAGCUCGACUACCACCCACCCAGCUCGACUACCACCCACCCAGCUCGACUACCACCCACACAGCUCGACUACCACCCACACAGCUCGACUACCACCCACACAGCUCGACUACCACCCACCCAGCUCGACUACCACCCACACAGCUCGACUACCACCCACACAGCUCGACUACCACCCACACAGCUCGACUACCACCCACACAGCUCGGGCUGCCAGCAAUGCAGGGAGAUGACUUAA
This is a messenger RNA of Salvelinus namaycush (lake trout), 1878 nucleotides long. Its product is annotated as proline-rich extensin-like protein EPR1. The transcript has 2 exons. The record is from RefSeq and is a predicted model, not a curated record. Lineage: Eukaryota; Metazoa; Chordata; Actinopteri; Salmoniformes; Salmonidae. The coding region runs from base 1 to 1878 and encodes 625 amino acids.